UUGCGGGUCCGGAGACUGAGCGCUCGGCUUGGAGCUGCGCGUCUGACAGUGUGCAUCAGUGAAGCGAGCGGAGCGCUUGUUGGAGUCAACUAGACAGCCUUCUGGCAACGCGUGUUGAUUUCCUUUUUUCCUUUUUUCUUGCUGGAUAUAGGCUUCUGCGCCUCAGUUUGCUGCGGCACAAUAUUAAAUGAAUGUACAGAAGGACCUGGCACCGUUUCAUCCCACUGGCUUUGGGCUGCAUUUUCAACGGAUUUUCCUGUUUGUGUUUCAUGGACUAAUAUCUGGGAUCCCGGCUUUCCAAGUGAGAUCCGAGGGAAUUCAUUAGUAAGUGAAAGCUUGAAGAUUCUGCGGAAAGACUCAUCCUGGUGGAAUAGGACGGGAUUCAGGACUUGAGUGGUGUGAGAAAGACGCACAACUGCACCCCUCUUACAGGCAAAGAAAUCAGGACUUGGGCUGUUUAAUAUUUUUUAUUUCUCUUUUCAUCAGAUGCGCCUUUUAUCACUCUACCAGUCGAAGGAAGAUGCGAUGUAAUCACCGCCUCUUCAGAUUUUAACCAUCAGUGUGGUGAAACCCAGACUUUCUGAGCGCCAUCACUUCAUCUGCACGGAAGAUUAAGAUUUUUGUGGACUUGCUCACAGGAUUUCUCAUUCUGACUCUAAGCAGUCCUCCUUUUCCCCUUUCAGCUCACUUUGGAAAUGGACAGUUCAUCGCAUGAGUCAUGUGUGAGACCGGUCUGCUGCCUGUGAAGAGCUGCCCGGAUUUACUCCGCUAGUUCACAACUGCGAGAAGCAUCAGCAUGUUUCUACCAUCCUGUCGUCCUCAUUGCUUUUCCCGCUGCAGUAGACCGAAGGAUGUGCUGCGCCUCAGAAGAGCCAAAUAAGACGGCACUUGUUUAGAAUACUGAUUCGGAUCAUGAUAUGAUUCUCAUAUAGAAGGAAAAAUCCCACAGCAACACUUUUUAAACGGACAUUUUACUGAGAUGAUUAGUUUGUAUAAUUUCCCUAGUUAUCUUUGACGCGCAUUUUUGUGCGUAAUUAGCCUGAUCUUUAUUCUAGGCGCAGGGGAAACAAAGAAGAAAAACUCAACAGGUACGACGCAAACGACGGAGAUGGAAUUAAUACAAUUAACUGCUCUGCUCCUCUUAUUUUGGGUCGGGACUGAGGCUGUGAUCAACCUGAAAUAUGGAAUAAACGAGGAGAUGAAGCCCGGGUCGGUGAUUGGAAAUGUGACAAAGGACGCACUAAAGCAAGGAUUUCAAAUUGCACCGCAGCCCCCUUAUUUGAGGGUUAUUUCCAAUUCGGAACCACGGUGGGUGGAACUGAGCCCAGCCGGAAUCCUUACAACCCAGAUGAAAAUAGAUCGGGAUGUGGUUUGCAGACAAAACCCAAAGUGCAUUAUUUCCCUAGAAGUGAUGUCAAACUCCAUGGAGAUCUGCGUCAUUAAAGUUGAAAUCGAGGAUUUGAACGAUAACGCACCGAGGUUCCCAACGAGCCAUAUUGACUUAGAAAUUUCUGAGAAUGCAUCCCCUGGUACCAGGUUUCCCCUAGAGGGGGCAAGUGAUCCGGACUCGGGGAUGUUCGGAGUGCAGUCUUACUCCAUCACCCCAAAUGAGCUUUUCGGACUCGAAAUAAAGACCAGAGGGGAUGGGUCCAAAAUAGCUGAGCUUGUUGUGCAGAAAUCCUUAGACAGAGAGACCCAGUCCCAUUAUACAUAUGAAAUCAGUGCAGAAGAUGGAGGAGACCCUCCAAAGAUAGGUGCGGUUCAGUUAAAUAUCAAAGUCAUUGAUUCUAAUGACAACAACCCUGUUUUUGAUGAGCCUGUCUAUACUGUUAAUGUGAUGGAGAACUCCCCCAUCAAUACAUUAGUCAUAGACCUGAAUGCGACGGAUCCUGAUGAGGGCACUAAUGGGGAGGUUGUGUACUCAUUCAACAGUUACGUCACAGAGAAAACGAGGGAGGCAUUCAAAAUUGAUCCCAGAACCGGGAUCAUCACCGUUAACGGGGUUUUGGAUUAUGAAACCACGCAAAUAUAUGAGAUUGACGUGCAGGCCAAAGAUUUAGGUCCCAACUCCAUCCCGGCUCACUGCAAAGUGACAGUGAACGUGAUGGAUACUAACGACAACCCACCUGUCAUCAGUUUGCUCUCACUGAACACAGAGAUGGUGGAAGUUAGUGAGAACGCGCAGCGUGGCUAUGUCAUCGCGCUGGUGCGAGUGUCGGACAAGGAUUCAGGGGCCAACGGGAAAGUGCAGUGCAGGCUGCAGGGCAACGUUCCGUUCAGGCUGCAAGAAUAUGAGAGCUUCUCUACUAUACUUGUAGAUGGCAGGUUGGACAGAGAGCAGAAGGACACAUACAACCUGACCAUCCAGGCAGAGGACAGCGGCACUCCUCCAUUACGCGUCACUAAGUCGCUGGUGGUUAAAGUCACGGAUGAAAAUGACAACCCGCCCCACUUUCUUAAGCCUCACUAUCAAGAGAUGGUGAUGGAAAACAACCUCCCAGGCUCGUGCCUGCUGGCAGUGUCUGCAGAGGACCCGGACCUGGGGAUGAACGGCACCGUUUCGUACUCCAUAGUCCCCGGCGAGAUUAAGCAUAUGGAUGUAAACACAUAUGUCAGCAUCAACCCAUCAGGGCGCAUUUACUCCAUGAGGUCAUUCGAUCACGAAUACACCAGGACUUUUGAUUUUAAAGUUUUGGCCCGAGACAACGGCAACCCCUCCUUGUCCAGUAACGCCACCGUGCGCAUUGUCGUGCUAGACGUGAAUGACAACACACCUGUUAUGACCAGCCCCCCGCUGGUGAACGGCACCGCGGAGGUGUCCAUCCCCAGAAACGCUGGGGUGGGUUACAUGGUGACCCAGGUGAAAGCUGAUGAUUACGACGAGGGGGAGAACGGCCGGCUGACCUACACCAUCUCCGAGGGGGACAGGGCUUUCUUUGAGAUUGACCAGGUGAACGGGGAGGUGCGCUCCACUAAGAUGUUUGGAGAAAACGCCAAACCCACCUAUGAGAUCACGGUGGUGGCGAGAGACCACGGCAAGCCCUCUCUGUCGGCCUCGGCCUACAUCGUGGUGUACCUCUCCCCUGAUCUGAACGCGCAGGAGACUAUUGGAGCCGUCAACCUGUCCCUCAUCUUCAUCAUCGCGCUGGGUUCUAUCGCAGCCAUCCUGUUCAUCACCAUGAUAUUUGUGGCAGUCAAGUGCAAGAGGGAUAACAAGGAGAUCCGGACGUAUAACUGCAGUUUCUUCUACUUGCGCAGGGUGGCGGAGUACUCAUAUGGCAACCAGAAGAAGUCCAGCAAGAAGAAGAAACUGAGCAAGAACGACAUCCGCCUGGUGCCUCGAGACGUAGAGGAGACAGACAAGAUGAAUGUGGUGAGUUGCUCAUCUCUCACCUCCUCGCUCAACUACUUCGACUACCACCAGCAGAGCCUGCCACUGGGCUGCAGGCGCUCCGAGAGCACCUUCCUCAACGUGGAGAACCAGAACUCACGCAAUGCAGCUCCCAACCACGGCUAUCAGCACCCAUUCACAGGACAGGGUCACCAGCAGCCAGACCUGAUCAUCAACGGCAUGCCACUGCCAGAGACGGAGAAUUAUUCCAUUGAUUCCAGUUAUGUGAACAGCAGAGCCCACCUCAUUAAAAGGCCCCCAUGUAGCACAUCAACAUUCAAGGACCUGGAGGGCAACAGUCUGAAGGACAGUGGGCACGAGGAGAGCGACCAGACAGACAGCGAACAUGAUGUCCAGAGAGGACACUAUGUUGACACGGCUGUCAAUGACAUGCUGAACAUGACUGUCCCCCCUAAUGUUUGCCAGCUGCCAGACCAAGAUCCAAGUGAGGGUUUUCACUGCCAGGAUGAGUGUCGCAUCCUAGGUCACUCUGAUCGCUGUUGGAUGCCUCGCGUUCCUGUCCCAGCACGUGCCAAAUCUCCGGAACAUGGUCGUAAUGUCAUUGCUUUGUCUAUCGAGGCCACCACAGUGGAUGUCCCACAUUAUGAGGAUGGCACAAUCAAGAGGACUUUUGCCACCUUUGGCAAGGAUGGGCCAGAGGAUGUUGAAAGAGGAGAGAUAAAAGGAAAGCGGACUCAGGAGUCUCAGGUGUGCAGCCCUAAAGCCAAUGGAGGGGCUGUACGUGAAGCUGGCAACGGGCGCGAGGCUGCCAGCCCCAUUACUUCUCCUGUGCACCUGAAGAGCCCCGUAUCCAAGCAGUCAUCCGCUUACAAUACACUGAAAUGCCGCGACGCAGAGCGAAUCGCCAACCACAGCCUGCUGCGGCAACCUGAGGGGAAGGACAGUGAGCCGGCUGUCAGGGAGAUCAACACGCUUCUCCAAGAUGGCCGGGACAAGGAAUCUCCCAGCAGCAAGCGCCUGAAGGACAUUGUGCUUUAGCAAGCAUCUCGAUAACACACACCUACACGCAUACAUAGUGUAAACUCACAUAUAUAUAUAUUUACCCCGCAAUAGCUGUGUGUUCACAGGCAAGCUGUGGAAGUGUAGAGACACAGCCAUUUGCAGUACACAAAAUUUAAGAACCAGCUUGGGCCGAAGAUAACGAGCUGUAGAGUGCUGCAGCUAGGCGUGUGCUCAAGCCCCAGUAGUGGAUGUGGCUUUGUUGUAGUUGCGGUACUUUUUUUCCUCGUUUGCUUUUUGUUCAGUUUUCUUUCUUUUCAGUCUGCAGCAAGUGAACAGGCAGGUUACUGUUGACUGCAUGGACACGGCCAGUGGGGCUCUCCAGCCCUCGAGCCAAAGCAGGACACUAAAUGUGUUUGGACACCUGAGGUGCCGAUUCAUACGUACUUAUGCCUUUUGAACUACUUUUGUAUGACAAACUGACAUUUGCCUUCUUUGGUUUUGCAGACUGUUUUAGCUGCCAAAAUCACUCCUUGUUCCUUUGUAUAGUGAGCUCUGACACUGUAAUAAACACAGAUGCACACACACAUUCACUCCUUCAGCAAUUUGCUGUGCAUUAAGAAGAAGGGAUCAAAGGCCCUUCUGUCCUUUUUGCCCAUCUCCCUGACUAAUAAGAGACACCGUUACCCAAGGACAUCAAGCAGCAUCAGACUGGGUCCUUAAAGUAUUUAUAUUUUAUCACGGAAGGAGCUUAAUGAACUUCUGCAAUCUCCAAAACCACUCUGAACACUGGAAGUGGGACAGCCAGACCUUUGUGUUUGAAAUGAGCUGUGUGAAAACAGACUUGCUACUUUUGAAAUAUCCGUUGCCCAACCUUGAUUGUAGCGAGUGGAGCACAACUUUAGAGCUAUGUGCUUUGGUCUUGUACUUUUUUGACUUUUGACUAUGGGGCUAGGAUAGAAGGGAUCGUCACUCAUGUCUUGCUCUGUGAAACCCUCUAUAGGGUUUAUUAUUAUCAUUUUUAAUAACCUGUUGUUAUGUGACAAUCCCUUUGUUUUGUUUCAAAAGGAAAAAAAAACAAAUAAACAUUGGUGUUCAACUGAAGCUAUGGUAGCGUUUGUUACACAAACACAAAAAUAAAAAAAAUAUAAGCCAAAAUAUAUUUUAUAAAUAAUUUAAAAUGUAUAAUGAGAAUAUUUAAUGCUGUGUAGUUAUUUUAUGAGUAAGUUAUACUUGAAAUUAACUUGCUUUGGUUCAUUUGUCAUUUGCUUUUAUAUUGAACAUGAUUUUAAUUUCUUUAGCUUUUUUUUAAAAUUAAUUGUUAUUUUUUUAUUAUUCUUUUGCUUUGUUUACUGUGUGAUCCCUGGCAACCGUUGACUUGCAGUCUACCUUGUUGUAAAGAGUUUCUUAUUGGUCAGUUCUUGUGCCAUCCAGUUUCUGUGUGGGCUAAUAGAAAAUGUAAAAGGACAAAAAAAAUAAAACAAAAAAACAAACAAAUAAAAAAAAAUCAUCACAAAAAAAGCAAUUUCAGCACCAACAUUAGUGUGUCAGUUCAAGAGCUUAGAGUGAGAUAGCAAAAGAAACCAAAAAAGAUGUACCGGUAAACAAAACUGUACUGAUCGGAGGGGAUGUUCCUUAAUCAUGUGUCUCAGGAGCAGAAAGAACAGCUUCCAGAGUUCUUCCGGCUUUGACAGGUUUCCACCUAUAUGACAGCUUUUGUUCUGGACUUCUUUUCCAGCUGCAGCCGAGGGCCUUCUGACACACAAACUAGCUUUGCUCAGCAUUGCUAUCACCAUGUGCCAUCUGUGUUCAUCUGAUCUUAAAAGCAAGGUUUAGACCACAGUGGUAGAAACAGGGCUCUCCCCUCCCACGAGCACCACACUACAGACUGGGUGGAAUCGUGUUUGAACAAGCGAAGGUGUUCCAAGAACCGUGUUGCACAUCAGCAGUGGGGUUUGAUGUUGCUUUACAGUACACAGUAUGUAUAAUGUGGAAGUAUAUGAAUGGAAAUGGAUAGAUUGCAUACAACAAACUAGAUCUUGUAGCUGAAUGUUUUGCUGGUCUCACCCAUGGCUUCUGGCAACAUAAAAAUCGGAAUAAUCACUGAAUGUAUACAGCAGCUUAUGAUUAAACUAUUAAAUGUU
Nothobranchius furzeri (turquoise killifish) is the source of this 6495-nucleotide messenger RNA. The record is from RefSeq and is a predicted model, not a curated record. Lineage: Eukaryota; Metazoa; Chordata; Actinopteri; Cyprinodontiformes; Nothobranchiidae.